AUGAUGAACAAUUAUUGCUUCGUCAGUAGCUUCUACUAUCCGAUCGAAUCGUCACCGACACCAGUGCAAGUAGAUGGCCCGAUCUCGCAGCCAGUUUCUCCUGCACAGAAGGCCGUACCAAUGAACAUUCGACAGGUUGUACAUCGAGUUCAGCAAAUCGAAUUGUCAAAGCCACAACAAGUGGAACAAGCCUCUCCUGUCGCGAAUUACUACAUUGCGCCUGAACCCGAAACUCCUGUUGAAAAACGUGAGUUACUAGUGAGCAAACAGAAAGAAACAGUUAAAGCGGCGGAGUUAAAUCUAGUUAGGAACAUUAUACCCGAAUAA
Strongylus vulgaris is the source of this 327-nucleotide messenger RNA. Lineage: Eukaryota; Metazoa; Nematoda; Chromadorea; Rhabditida; Strongylidae. The record is from the annotation of a GenBank genome assembly.